This is a messenger RNA of Ficedula albicollis (Collared flycatcher), 29417 nucleotides long. It is a transcript of the gene OBSCN, whose product is annotated as obscurin, cytoskeletal calmodulin and titin-interacting RhoGEF. The record is from RefSeq and is a predicted model, not a curated record. Gene Ontology annotation, biological process: protein phosphorylation. Gene Ontology annotation, molecular function: guanyl-nucleotide exchange factor activity; protein kinase activity; protein binding. Lineage: Eukaryota; Metazoa; Chordata; Aves; Passeriformes; Muscicapidae. The transcript is spliced from 117 exons. The coding region runs from base 332 to 29410 and encodes 9692 amino acids.
AGGGCAAGAGAAGCACGCCAGCGAUUUGACUGGGGGAGGACAGCCCAGAGGAGGGUCAGGGGGGUGGCACAGCCUAACCCUGGGCAGCAGAGCCACUGCCAGGGGACUUGGGGGGACCUGCUGCGCCUCCCUGCCAUCGCUGGGGUUUCUGUUUUAUUUCCCUGGAGGGGAAAGGGGGGGGGAACCCCAAGCCACCAUGGUCUCCCCAUGUCCUCUGUUCCCCUCUUCCCUCUUCCCCCUCCUUUCAUCUCAGUAGGAAUCAGCUUUUUCUUCCUCUGCCCGGAGCUUUGUCCUCCUCAGACUCACACAAGACUCCAGGCAGGAGGCCAGGAUGGAUUACAGCUCGCUCUGCGGGGUCCCGCGCUUCCUGACCCGGCCCAAGGCGUUUAUGGUGUCCGUAGGGAAGGACGCCACCCUGAGCUGCCAGAUCGUCGGGAACCCCAUCCCAGUGGUGAGCUGGGAAAAGGAUAAGCUUCCGGUGCAGUCUGGGGGAAGGUUUAAAACCACAGAGGAUGGGGAUUUGUACCGGCUCACCAUCUACGACCUGAGCCUGGAGGACAGCGGCCAGUACAUCUGCCGGGCCAAGAACACCAUCGGGGAGGCUUUUGCUGCUGUCAGCAUCCAAGUGGGACAGGAGACCACAGUCACAGAGUCAGCUCCUUACUUCAUCCAGAAACCUUCCAACAUCAAAGUCACCUUGGGAGAAGAUGCCAUGUUCAAAUGCAAAGUGCAGGGCAGCCCUCCCCUCUCGGUGAACUGGGAGAAGGACGGGAGGUACCUGAGGAACAAGGCGGAUGCUGGACGCUUCCAGAUCGAGUCUGCUGGCGAAUCCAACGCUCUCACCAUCCAGUGUGCCCAGCUGGGGGACAGUGGCACCUACACCUGCCGGGCAGAGAACCUCAUCGGCUCCGCCAGCGCCUCGGCCGCGCUGGUGGUGGAAAAGCACGGCUCCUCCAACCCGGGCAGCAGCAGCUUGGACAGCAGCUGUGGCAAGACAGCCUCCUUGCUGUCCCACCUGCAGAAGAGACGGGAGGAGAUCAGGAAGAUGGACAGCUCCCACGGCACUCUUGACUCAACCUCUGCCCACCACUCCGCGGUGGAGGGGCUGUCCGGCAUCGGCUACAGCCUGUCCAGGGACUACGAGCGGGCGGCAGGACUGGCCAAAGGCGGCCGCAACGCCGCCUUCGGGGCUCUGACCCGCACCUGCAGCGUCACCGAGGGCAAGCACGCCAAGCUGAGCUGCUACGUGACCGGCGAGCCCAAGCCCGUCAUCGUGUGGAAGAAGGACAACGAGGUCAUCGUGGAAGGCCGGCGCCACGUCAUCUAUGAGGAUGACCAGGAGAACUUUGUGCUGAAGAUCCUCUUCUGCAAGCAGACGGAUAACGGGCUGUACACCUGCACGGCCUCCAACCUGGCGGGGCAGACCUACAGCUCUGUGCUCGUCACUGUCAAAGAACCCACCAUACCCUUCAAGGCAAAGCUGAAGGACCUUGAAGUGAGGGAGAAGGAAUCUGCCACCUUCCAGUGUGAGGUGCCCGUUGCUGGGACAGAGACAGCUUGGUUCAAGGAGGAGACCAAGCUGCAGCAGAGCAAGAAGUACAACAUCGAGGAGGAGGGCACGUACCGCCGGCUGACCGUGCAGAACGUCACCACGGACGACGAUGCUGUCUACAUCUGUGAGAUGAAGGAAGGGAGCAGGACCAUUGCAGAGCUCUCUGUCCAAGGGAACAUCAUUAAAAAACUCCCACGGAAAACUGCUGUGUUCGUCAAGGACACAGCCACCUUCUGCGUGGAGCUGGACAACGACUGCCAGAGCGUCCGGUGGCUGAAGAACAGAGAGGAGGUGACGCCCAGCGACCGAAUCUCCAUCACACGCUCGGGCAAGCAGCACACCAUGACCAUCAGGGAGGAGUGCAGGGUGGAAGAUGCUGGAGAGAUUGCCUUCCUGGCCGAUGAAAGCAGGACUUCUACCCAGUUCACUGUGACCACUCCCAAAAAACCUCCCACCCAACCCCCAGCUGACCCUGUGGUGAAAAAUAAAACAGAAACCUCAGUGACACUGGCCUGGUCCCCUCCCAGGAUGGACAGGCCCGUUCCAGUUGAUGGAUACAUCGUGGAGCGCAAGAAACUCACCGGCUUCACCUGGGUGAGGUGCCACGAGUCCCACGUGCCCAGCCCCGAGCUCACGGUCUCCAACCUGCCAGAAGAGGCUGACUACCAGUUCAGGGUGUCUGCAGUCAACGCCUACGGGCAGAGCCCCUACCUGGAGUUCCCUGGGAGCUUGCACCUUGAGCCCGUCCUGGCUGUGAAAAACCCCCUGACAACUGCUGAAGUUGCACCUGGAGGGGAUGCCCUGUUCACUGUGGAUCUGACCAAGACAUGUUCUGGCACUUGGUACCUGAAUGGCAAAGUCCUACAGGAAAGUGAGACCUACAUCAUCAACAGAACCCAAACCACUCACACCCUGGUCAUAAAAAAUGUCACCAAGAAAGAUGAUGGGGCAGAAGUGAAAUUUGUUGCCAAUGACGUUGAGACCAGCACCAAGAUGAGAGUGAGAGGAGCUGCGGUGAGAUUCACCAACAAGAGCAAAGACGUAGAAAAAGUCUCAGCGCGGCUGCAAGAAGAAGCCAAACUCCAGGCUGAGCUUUCAGACACAGAGGCCACUGUGAGGUGGCUGAAAGAUGGGAAGGAGCUCAAGGCCAGUGAGAAAUACGAGUUCCAAACCGUGGGGAAGAGGCGCGUGCUGAAAAUCCGCCGCGCUGCCGAGGAGGACGCUGGAGUCUACGAGUGUGUCUGUGAGGGGGAUAAAAUGCUUUACCAGCUCUCAGUGAGAGCACUUGCAAACUUCAUAAACAAAGAGAAAACUGGAGGAGUUGUCAAGGCCAUUGCUGGGAAACAGGCUGAGUUUGUGUCUGAGACCUCUGAGGCCAACAUCAUGGUGAAGUGGUACAAAGAGGGGAAGGAAAUCGCAGCCAGCAAGAAAUUCACCGUGGAAGACAAAGGGAAACUGCACAAGCUGGUGGCUUCAGCUGUGACAAAAGAAGAUGAAGGAACUUACACCUGCAAAAUUGGGGAUGACACCCUUACUUUUGAUUUAAAAGUCUCAGAUGAAGCUGUUACUUUUGUCAACAAGCCCAAAACGACUCCAGAAGUUUCAGUCAGCCCUUCAGAAAGCCUGGAGCUGGUGUGUGAGGUGUCAGCUGCGGGUGGGGCCGUGGUGUGGAGGAAAGGUCAGACUGAGCUGAAGCAGGACCAGAGGACAACAAUCGUCAGCCAGGGGACACAACGCAGGCUCAUCGUCAGGAGGGUGACACAGCAAGACCAAGGCAGCUACACCUGUGAGACAAAGGACGACAGAACAACAUUCCAAGUCAAAGUCAGAGAGACAGAAGUUGUGUUUACAAACAAGGAGAAGGUGCAGAAAGAGGUGAAGGCUGCACUGUCAGAAAAUGCCACGCUGAGCUGCGAGGUGGCCCAGGAGAAAACAGAGGUGAAGUGGUACAAGGAUGGGAAACUCAUCAGCUCCAGCAAGAAAUUCAAGGUGGAGUCGGAGGGCAAAUCGCGUCGUCUGGUGGUGGGACAGGUGGAGAAGAAAGAUGCAGGGGAGUACACCUGUGAGGCUGCUGGCCAAAAACUCACCUUCAGGAUCCAUGUCACAGAAGCCGAGGAUGCAUUUGUCAACAAGGACAAAGUGAAGAAAGAGGUGAAGGCUGCACUGUCAGAAAAUGCCACGCUGAGCUGCGAGGUGGCCCAGGAGAAAACAGAGGUGAAGUGGUACAAGGAUGGGAAACUCAUCACAUCCAGCAAGAAAUUCAAGGUGGAGUCGGAGGGCAAAUCGCGUCGUCUGGUGGUGGGACAGGUGGAGAAGAAAGAUGCAGGGGAGUACACCUGUGAGGCUGCUGGCCAAAAACUCACCUUCAGGAUUGAUGUCACAGAGACAGAAGUUGUGUUUACAAACAAGGAGAAGGUGCAGAAAGAGGUGAAGGCUGCACUGUCAGAAAGUGCCACGCUGAGCUGCGAGGUGGCCCAGGAGAAAACAGAGGUGAAGUGGUACAAGGAUGGGAAACUCAUCAGCUCCAGCAAGAAAUUCAAGGUGGAGUCGGAGGGCAAAUCGCGUCGUCUGGUGGUGGGACAGGUGGAGAAGAAAGAUGCAGGGGAGUACACCUGUGAGGCUGCUGGCCAAAAACUCACCUUCAGGAUCGAUGUCCCAGAGACAGAAGUUGUGUUUACAAACAAGGAGAAGGUGCAGAAAGAGGUGAAGGCUGCACUGUCAGAAAAUGCCACGCUGAGCUGCGAGGUGGCCCAGGAGAAAACGGAGGUGAAGUGGUACAAGGAUGGGAAACUCAUCAGCUCCAGCAAGAAAUUCAAGGUGGAGUCGGAGGGCAAAUCGCGUCGUCUGGUGGUGGGACAGGUGGAGAAGAAAGAUGCAGGGGAGUACACCUGUGAGGCUGCUGGCCAAAAACUCACCUUCAGGAUUGAUGUCCCAGAGCCAGAAGUUGUGUUUACAAACAAGGAGAAGGUGCAGAAAGAGGUGAAGGCUGCACUGUCAGAAAAUGCCACGCUGAGCUGCGAGGUGGCUCAGGAGAAAACGGAGGUGAAGUGGUACAAGGAUGGGAAACUCAUCAGCUCCAGCAAGAAAUUCAAGGUGGAGUCGGAGGGCAAAUCGCGUCGUCUGGUGGUGGGACAGGUGGAGAAGAAAGAUGCAGGGGAGUACACCUGUGAGGCUGCUGGCCAAAAACUCACCUUCAGGAUUGAUGUCACAGAGCCCAAACCUGCAUUUAUAAACCAAGAAAAGGUCCAGAAAGAGGUGAAGGCUGUCCUGACAGAAAGUGCCACCCUCAUGUGUGAGGUGGCACAGGAUGCAACUGAAGUGAAGUGGUACAAGGAUGGGAAACUGCUCGUUUCCUCUCGGAAAUUCAAAAUAGAGACCGUGGGCAAAUCCCGGCGCCUGGUGGUCGAGCAGCUGGAGAAGAAGGAUGCUGGGGAAUACAUCUGUGAGGCUGCAGGCCAGAGGCUGACCUUCAAACUGGAGCCAACUGAACCGGAGGCUAAAUUUGAAAAUAAAGUUGUCCAGAAAGAGCCUCUCAUUGUUCAAGAACACGAAAGCAUCACGCUGACAACCUCAGUCACUCCUGAAACUGCUGCAGUGAGAUGGUUCAAGGAUGGCACAGAAAUCAAGGCGAGCAAGAAAUGUGUGAUCAAGAGCGAGGGGGCAUCCAGGACACUGACAGUGGCCGCAGCUGAGAGCACAGACUCUGCCCUCUACACCUGCCAGACAAAGCAUGACAAGCAGGAAUUCAGGGUGCAGGUGAAAGAAAUCCCGGUGAAGUUUGCCAAGAAGCUGGAGGCCGUGAAAGCCGAGAUUGGUGGCAGUGUGUCCCUGAGCUGUGAGCUGAGCCACGCCAAGGGGAAGGUGACCUGGAGCAGGAAUGGGGUGGAGAUCAAGCCCAGCAAGCGUUUCCAGAUCCGUGAGGAGGGGAUCAAACGAACCCUGACCAUAACGGGGAUCCGGGCUGAGGAUGAGGGAGAAUAUUCCUGCCAGUCCAGGGAUGACAAGAGCAGUGUCACCAUCACCCCCAAACCUCCCAGAGUGGUGAAAUUCGUCACAAGCCUCAACAGCGUGGUGUCUGAGGAGGGAAAAGAGGCUGUGUUCAAGUGCAGUGUCUCCCCCGGUGAUGCCGUGGUCACCUGGCUCAGGAAUGGUGCCAAGAUUGAGGCCAGCAAGAAAUACGUGAUCUCUCAGAAGGACAGCAACCACAGCCUCACCAUCACUGACCUGACUCUGGAAGACGCUGCUGAAAUCACGGCCAGUGCUGAGGGUGUGGAAAGCACAGCCAACCUCAGAGUCCGAGAGGCCUCAAUCUCCUUCAUGAAGAAGCUCGAGCCCAAAACAGUUGAAGAGAGGGAGACAGUGACCCUGGAGGUAGAGCUGACCAAGCCUGCAGAGGUGAAGUGGAUGAGGAACAGUAUCGUGCUGAAGCCCAGUGACAAAAUAGAGAUCAAAGCUGAGGGAACAAAGCACACCUUGGUGGUCAAGGACAUCUCCUUCGCAGACCGGGGCUUCUACUGCUGCGAGAGCCCCGAUGACAAGACCCAAGCCAAGAUCAAUGUGGAAAUGAGGCAGAUCAAGUUGGUGAAAGGCCUUCAGCCCCUGCAGGUGGUUGAGAAAGGGAGUGUCACCUUUGAGGUGGAGGUGUCACACGAGGACGUGGAGGGCACCUGGCAGAAGGAUGGUGUUCGUCUGAAACCUGCACCCAACGUCAGCUUCAGUGUCCUGGGCAAGAAACACUCCCUGACUCUCUCCUCGGUGGCUCUGGAAGAUGCAGGACUCAUCUCCUUCAAAGCAGAGGGCAUUAACUCCUCAGGGAGGCUCACUGUGACAGAAUUGCCUGUGAGGAUCAGCAAACCUUUGGCAGAUGUCAGUGUAACUCAGAAGCUCAAGGCCACGUUUGAGUGUGAGCUGUCCAAACCCAAUGCCAAUGUGAAGUGGUUCAAGGAUGGGAAGGAGAUCCGGCAAAGUAAAAACAUUGGGAUUAUCUCCCAAGGAAAUAAGAGAAGCCUCAUUAUUCACAAGUGUGAAUAUGAAGACCAGGGAACUUACACAUGUCAAGCAGCUGAAGACAAGACAUCAGCUACUCUAAAAGUUCAUGCCCGAGAUAUCAAGAUUGUAAAACCACUGGAAGAUGUGGAAGUGAACGAAUUUGAGAGUGCAGCUUUCACCUGUGAGAUCUCACACGACGAGGUCGAGACCCAGUGGUACAAAAAUGACAACAAGCUGAAGACUUCCGACAACAUCAAAAUGCGGCAGGAUGGAAAGACCUAUUCCCUGACUUACACACGUGUCCACGUCGAGGAUGCGGCCGAGAUCAAAUUCGUAGCAGAAAAGGCAGAAUCUCGUGCUCAGCUGACUGUAAAAGAGCUGCCCGUAAAAAUCGUGAAGCCUUUGCGGGAUAAGAUCGCCCUGUGGAAGCACCGGGGGGUCCUGGAGUGCCAGGUGUCCCGGGCCAACGCCAAGGUCAGGUGGUUCAAGAAGGACGUGGAAAUUCAUCCCGGUGUGAAAUACGAGAUCGUGAGCGAGGGCGUCUAUCGCAAACUCGUCAUCAACGACGCCGACUACGAGGACGAGGACACGUACACGUGCGAUGCCUUCGAUGACAAAACCAGUGCUAAUUUCUUCGUUGAAGAGCAAGCCAUUAAUAUUGUAAAAGAGUUGUGUGAUGAGGACGUGACUGAGCCUGAAGAAGCCAAUUUUGAAUGUGAGACAUCCAUUCCAUCUGUGAAACCUGCCAAGUGGUUCCUGAAGGGAGCAGCCUUGCAGGCUGGCAGAAACAUCAUCAUGCAGCAGGAAGGCACCAUCCACAGGCUGACAAUAAUAAAAACAAGUGUUGAUAUGACAGGCACCAUCCAGUUCUCCAUCGGCAAAUCCAAAUCCACGGCGAACCUGCUCGUCAGAGAUUACCACAUCCAGAUCACCAGGAAGCUGGAGGACAAGACCGUGCUGGAGCGACACUCGGUCAUCCUGUCCUGUGACUUCAGGCCUUCCCCAAAGCACGUGAAGUGGUUCAAGGGCCAAGAGCUCCUUGAGCCCUCGGAGAAGUACAGAAUCAAGCGGGAUCAGUACUCAGCAGAGCUCAAGAUCAUGAAGGUGAAGCCCGAGGAUGCCGGCGUGUACAAGUGCAGGGCGGGGAUCGCUGAGACAGAAGCCACGCUGAGCGUUGAAGCCCGCAAUGUGGAGGUGCUCAAGCACCUGCAGGACGUGGAGGUUGAGGAGGACGGCUCUGCUGUGUUCUCCUGCGAGCUGUCCCACGACGACGAGGACGUGGAGUGGUUCCUCAACGGCACCCUCCUCUACACCAACAACUUCAACGACAUCAAGAGCGUUGGCAGGUGCUACACGCUGACCAUGAAGCAGGUGAAGCCUGAGGAUGCUGGCACGGUGACGAUGAAGUCGGACAAGGUGUCGGAGACCGUGCGGCUGAAGGUGAUAGAGAAACCUGCUGUCUUCAUGAAAUCCUUGGAUGACAUUUUUGGUGAGGAGCGAGGAGUGAUCAAACUGGAAUGUGAAGUCUCCAAAGAGAAGGUCAAACCUGUCUGGAAAAAGGAUGGUGUGAAGAUCACUUCCAGCAAGAAGUAUGAGGAGAUACAGUCUGGGAAGACCCUGUGCCUCCUUAUCCACGACCUUGAAAAGACAGAUGCCGGGUUAUACACCUGUGACAUCGGCACUGAUGUUGCCAAAUCAAAGGUCAGCGUUCAGGAACUGAACAUCGGCAUCACCAAACGGCUCAAGAGCACUGAAAUCCAGGAGGGAGAAGAUUGCACUUUUGAGUGCAUUUUGUCCCAUGAAAGCAUUGAUGACUUCAACUGGACGCUGAACGGGAGGAAAGUGGAAAGUGGGGGGAGAUUUAAAGCCUCGAACACCGGUCGGAAAUACACACUGAGUAUCAAAAAUGUGGUUCCUGAUGACACUGGGGAGGUCAUCUUCACUGCCCGUGGUCUCACCUCCAAGGCUUCCCUGGUUGUGAAAGAGAAACCUACUGAGGUUACAAAACAGCUGGAGGAUAAGACAUCACCAGCAGGGCAGGACAUCAGCCUGAGCUGUGAACUGUCCAAAGCUGAUGUGAACAUCAGGUGGUACAAGGAUGGCAAAGCAAUCCGGAAAAGCCAGAAAUACGACCUGCAGCAGGAGGGGACACGGGCCACUCUCAUCAUCCGUGACUCCACGGUCAAGGACAGUGGGGAAUACACCUGUGAGACAGAGACCUCCAAAACAACAGCCAGGAUCACAGUGCAAGAAAAGCCUAAUUAUUUUAUCAAGGAGCUCUCAGACCUGAAAGUGGACGAAAGUGGAACUGCAGUUUUUGUGUGCCAGAGUGAGAGAGCUGCAUCCUCUGUGGUGUGGAGGAAAGGCAUCGCUGAGCUCAGGGCCGGCAGGAAAUACGAGUUCACGCAGAAAGGACAAGUCCUCCAGCUGACCAUAAAGAACCUGGAGAAAAGUGACAGUGACACUUACAGCUGUGACAUUGGGGACGCCCAGUCCAGAGCCAAGCUGACUGUGCAAGGCCAGAAAGUGCUAAUAACAGAAGACCUGGAGGAUGUCACUGUGUUAGAAGGAGAAUCUGCCAUGUUCAAGUGCAGAAUCUCUCCCGUAGACUAUAGCAGAGUGCAGUGGUUUUUGGAUAAAACCCCACUCCAUACCAAUGAACUUAAUGAGAUCCAGUCCCAGCCUGGUGGAUAUCACCUGCUAACGCUGAAAAAGCUCUCACUGAAGGACUCGGGGGUCAUUACAUUUGAAGCUGGUGAUAAGAAAACAUCUGCCAGUUUGGUUGUUAAAGAAACACCAGUUCUUUUCAAGCAAGAGCUCCAAAACGAAGAAGCCAAAGAAGGGAAGCAGGUCAGGCUGACCUGUGAGCUCAGCAAGCCCGGUGCCCCAGUGAAGUGGAUGAAGGGAGACACUGUUCUCUAUGCCAGUGAGAAAUACGAAUUUAAGCAGCAGGGGACUGUGGCAGAGCUCAUAAUUCGAGAUGUGAAAUCUGUAGAUGCUGGGGAAUACACCUGCAGUGCUGGGGAACUGAAAACCACUGCUUGGGUCAAAGUGAAUGCUGCGCCUGUCCUCUUCAAACAAGCCCUGGAGAACACGGGUGUGGAGGAAGGGAAAUCCGUCUCCUUGCGCUGCGAACUCACAAAAGCUGAGGCCACCGUGGUGUGGAAGAAGGGAGAAGCCACCCUCCAGGCAAGUGCCAAAUAUGAAAUGAAGCAGAAGGGGACAGUGGCAGAGCUGGUGAUUCAUAAUGCAGAGCCAGAAGAUGCGGGAAGAUACACCUGUGACACUGGAGACCAGCAGACCACAGCCCAAGUCAAAAUCCAUGCUGUGUCCGUGCUCUUCAAAGAAGAGCUGAAGCCCGUGGAAGCUGAGGAAGGUGGGACAGCCACCCUGCAGUGCCAGCUGGGCACAGAGGCCCCCGUGGAGUGGAGGAAGGGGCAAACUCUUCUCCGGGCGAGUCACAAGUACAAGAUGAGGCAGGAGGGCACCGUGGCUGAGCUGCUGAUCCACGACCUGGAGCCAAAGGAUGCUGGAGACUAUUCAUGUCUAGCGGGGAGCCAAAAAACCACAGCAGCCUUGUCAGUGAAUGCCCUGCCAGUCCGUUUCAAGCGAGAGCUGAGGAACGAGGAGGCCACGGAGAGCGGGACGGCGACGCUGCAGUGCGAGCUGAGCCGGCCGGGCGGCCCCGUGCGCUGGAGGAAGGACGGCCGGGAGCUGCUCCCCUCCGGGAAAUACCGCAUGAGGCGGGAAGGGCGCUUCGUGGAGCUGGUCAUCCAGGAGCUGGAGCUGACGGAUGCUGGGAGCUACACCUGCCUGUGUGGGGAGCAGGAGAGCACAGCUGCUCUGAGAGUCAAUGCCUUGCCUAUCCUCUUCCAAGAAGAAUUGAUGAACAAGGAAGCUACAGAGGGCGAGGCAGUCACUUUGCACUGCAAACUGAGCAAACCUGCCCCAGUUGAGUGGAAAAAGGGGAAUGUGGUGCUGAAGCCGAGUGAAAAGUACAAAGUAGAGCAGGAAGGUCCCUUUGUGGAGCUGACAAUCCGGGAUUUGGAUUUGGCAGACGCUGGGGAUUACAGCUGUGUGUGUGGAGACCGACAGACUACGGCUGCUCUGGCUGUAAAUGUCCUGCCUGCUCUUUUCACCAAGGGACUCAUGGACAAAGAAGCCACCGAGGGUAAAAGUGUCUCCCUGCACUGUGAGCUGAACAAGGCUGCUGCUAACGUGGACUGGAAGAAGGGGUUCAAGACCCUCAAGCCAAGUGACAAAUACAAAAUGAAGCGGGAAGGUGUCGUGGCUGAGCUCAUAAUCCAAAAUCUAGACACAGCAGAUGCUGGGAAUUAUUCCUGUGUGUGUGGAGACCAGCAGACCAUGGCAGUUCUAACAGUUCAUGCUUUGCCUGCAUUUUUCAAGGAAGGGCUGAAGAACAGGGAAGCCACAGACGGCGGCACGGCCGCUCUGCGCUGCGAGCUGAGCACGGUGGGCGUCCCUGUGGAGUGGAGAAAGGGGGAAAAGGCACUGAAACCCAGUGAAAAGUACAGGAUGAGACAGGAAGAUACGGCUGCAGAGCUGCUGAUCCGAGAUCUGCAGGUGGAAGACACGGGAGAGUACAGCUGUGUGUGUGGAGAUCAGAAGACCUCGGCUGUGUUGACAGUCCACGCUCUGCCUGCGCUGUUCAAAAGAGAUCUUGUCAAUGUGGAAGGCACAGAAAACAGGACGGCUGUUCUGCAGUGUGAGCUGAGCAAACCCGCCCUGGUGGAGUGGAGGAGGGGGCAGGAGGUGCUCAGACCUAGUGAAAAAUACAAAAUGAGGCUGAAGGACACCACUGCUGAGCUGACAAUCCACAGCCUGGAGGAAGGAGAUGCAGGAGAUUACACCUGUGUGUGUGGAGACAAGACAACCACUGCUUCCCUGACAGUGCAUGCCCUCCCUCCUCACUUUAAGAAAGAGCUAAAGAACGUGGAAGGCACAGAAAACGGCACGGCCACUUUCUGCUGUGAGCUGAGCAAGGCUGGAGCUGCCGUGGCGUGGAGGAAAGGACACAAAACCCUGGGGACAAGUGACAAGUUCACCGUGAGAUGCCAGGGCACGGUGGCUGAGCUGGUGAUCCAUGAUUUAGCCCUGGCAGAUGCUGGAGAUUACACGUGCUCUUGUGGAGAGCAGGAAACCACGGCUGCGCUCAAAGUGAAUGCCCUGCCUGUGCACUUCCAGAAGGAGCUGAGGGAUGAAGAAGCCACAGAAGGUGCAACAGCCACUCUGCAGUGCGAGCUGUCCAGGGCUGCCUGCGUGGAGUGGAGGAAGAAGCACAAAGUGCUCAAACCCAGUGAGAAAUACACCAUGAGGCAGGAGGGCAGCAGGGCCCAGCUGCUGAUCCAUGCUCUGGAGGUCAGGGAUGCUGGGGAAUACAGCUGUGUGUGCGGAGAGCAGAGGACAACGGCGGCACUGGCAGUGCACGCUCUUCCUGCUCUGUUCAAAGAAGAGUUAAGGGACGAGGAGGCCGAGGAGGGUGAAGCAGUCACUCUGCACUGUGAGCUGACCAAGCCUGCCCCAGUGGAGUGGAAAAAGGGGCACACAACGCUCAGGCCUAGUGAGAAGUACAGAAUGAGGCAGAAGGAUGUCACUGCAGAGCUGGUGAUCCACAGCCUGAGCGAGGGUGAUGCUGGGGAUUACACCUGUGUGUGUGGGGAGCAGCAGUGCACAGCGUCCUUGGCAGUGCAUGUGCUGCCUGCAGGCAUCCAGGAGAGCCUGAGGGACGCGGAGGUGACCGAGGGUCAAGCGGCCACUCUGAGCUGUGAGCUGACCAAAGCUGCCCCCGUGGAGUGGAGGAAGGGCAGCACCUUGCUCAAAGCCAGUGACAAGUACAAAAUGAGGCAGGAGGGCUUGGUCAGGAAGCUGCUUAUCCAGGAUGUGGAACUGAAAGAUGCUGGAGAGUACACGUGUGUGUGUGGAGAGCAGGAGACUACAGCAGCCCUGAUAGUGCAUGCCCUGCCAGCCCUUUUCAAAGAAGACCUGAAGGACCUGCAAGGCACAGAAAGCCAAACAGCCACUCUGAGCUGUGAGCUGAGCAAGGCUGCAGCUGUGGAGUGGAAGAAAGGGAACAAAAUACUCAGUGCAGGUGACAAAUACAUCAUGAGGCAGGAGGGUGGCCUGGCAGAGCUGGAAAUCCGUGACCUAGAGCUGCAGGAUGCAGGAGAUUACACCUGUGUGUGUGGGGAGCAGCAGAGCACAGCCUCUCUGGCAGUCAAGGCCCUGCCAGUGCUUUUCAAGGAAGAGCUGAAGGAUGAAGAAGCCCAAGAAGGAGCAUCAGUCACUCUGAGAUGUGAAUUAACCAAAGAAGCUCCUGUGCAGUGGAAAAUGGGGCCCAAAGUGCUCAAAGCAAGUGACAAAUAUCAAAUGAGACAGUCUGGCACCACUGCAGAGCUGGUCAUUCCUGAGCUAGAAGUAAAAGAUGCUGGAGAUUACACCUGUGUGUGUGGCGACCAGAAGACAACAGCAACCUUAACAGUUCAUGCUCUGCCUCCAGUGUUUAAGGAAGAGCUGAAGGACAAGGAAGCAGAAGAAGGUGGAGAAGUCUCCCUGCUCUGUGAGCUCUCCAAGGCUGCCCCAGUGGAGUGGUGGAAGGACCAGAGCAUCCUCAAACCGAGUGGGAAGUACAGAAUGAGGCAGGAAGGGCUCAAGGCAGAGCUGGUGAUCCAUGAAGUAGCUGAGGAGGAUGCAGGAGACUACAGCUGUGUGUGUGGAGAGCAGCAGAGCACAGCUGUGCUGACAGUGCAGGCUGUGCCUCCGUUUUUCCAAGAAGAAAUGACCAGCCAGGAAGGGGUAGAAGGUGGAACAGCCACUUUGCACUGUGAGCUGAGCAAGGUCCCUGCCCGUGUGCAGUGGAGGAAGGGCCAGCACAUCCUCACCUCGGGCACCAAGUACAGCAUGAGGCAGCAGGGAUGUGCUGUGGAGCUGCUGGUGCAUGGCUUGGAGCUGAGUGACAGUGGGGAUUAUUCCUGUGUGUGUGGAGACAAGACCAGCACUGCUGCCUUAACAGUUCAUGUGCUGCCUCCAGAAUUCAAGAGAGAGCUGAAGGACCUGGAAGCUGUGGAAAAUGGCACAGCUGCUCUGCAGUGUGAGCUGACAAAACCUGCUGAGGUGGAGUGGAAGAAAGGGCAGGAGGUGCUCAAAGAGAGCAGCAAGUAUGAAAUGAGUCAGGAUGGUGCUGUUGCAAAGCUGAUCAUCCAUGAGCUGGAGGAGGAGGAUGCUGGAGUUUACACCUGUGUGUGUGGAGAGCAGCAGACAACUGCCACGCUGACUGUCAAUGCACUGCCCAUCACGUUUAAGCAACCUUUACAGAAUGAGGAAUUUGAGGAAGGAAGCACAGCCAGGUUCUGCUGUGAGCUGUCGAAACCCUGUGCUGCAGUGGAAUGGAGGAAAGGAGGAGUGGGGCUGCAGCCCAGCCAGAAAUAUGAAAUGAGGCAGAGGGGAUGCCUGGUAGAGCUCUUGAUACACAAUCUCAGAUUAGAAGACACAGGAGAAUACAGCUGUGACACGGGGGAUCAGGAAACCAGGGCAGCUCUCAGUGUGAAAGCUCUGCCAGUUCUUUUCCAAAAGCAGCUCAAGGACGAGGAGGCAGAGGAAGGAGGCGCGGCGAGAUUGCGGUGCGAGCUGACCAAGGAGAACGCGGCCGUGGAGUGGAGGAAAGGCACCGUGGAGCUCUUCCCCUGUGCCAAAUAUGAAAUCAAAUUAAGUGGGCGCACAGCUGAGCUUGUGAUCCACAAUGUAGAGCCAGAGGAUGCCUCUGAUUACACUUGUGACACGGGAGACCAGCAGAGCACUGCAGUCCUCAGAGUGAAUGCCCUCAAACCCCAGCUGAAGCAGCAGCUGAGGAACGAGGAGGUGGAAGUGGGAGGAACAGCCAGGCUGCGCUGCGAGAUUUCCAUCAGCAAGGCAGAGGUGGAGUGGAGGAAGGAUGGAGCCCUCCUGCAGUCCAGCUCCAAGUAUGAAAUGUGGCAGGAUGGGACCCUCAGGGAGCUCCGUGUUCACCACCUGGAGCCUGGGGAUGCUGGAGAAUAUUCCUGCAAGGCUGGAGACCAGACCAGCUCAGCCAAACUCACAGUGAAAGAGCCUGACGUGACCAUCGUGAGUGGCCUCACGGACAGGGUGGUGGCCGAAGGGGACGAUGUCACCUUUCGGUGCCAGGUGUCCCACCAGGACGCCAGGGACGUGGAGUGGAAGCUGCAGGACGUGGCUCUGCAGAACAACGAGAUGAACGAGAUCUCGGUGGAGAAGGGCAAGAUCCACACCCUGACCCUGAGGAAGGUGACAGAGCAGGACAUUGGCACUGUCACCUUCCGGGUGGGACCCCACACGUCGACAGCAGAGCUCAGGGUGAAAGCUUCUCCAGUCACUUUCACACAGCCCCUGCAGAACCAGCAGGCUGAGGAAGGUGGCAGCGUCACUCUGAGCUGCGAGGUGUCCAAACCCAACGCCUCUGUGCAGUGGAAGAAGGCGGGGACGGUGCUGAGACCCAGCCACAAAUACGAGAUGCGUCAGGAGGGAUCCCUGGCUGAGCUGACAAUCCACAGCCUGAGCGAAGCUGAUGCUGGGGAGUACACCUGUGACACAGGGGACCAGCAAACCACGGCAGCAGUGCACCUGAAAGAAGCAGCAGCCACCAUCGUGGAGAGGCUGAAGGACGUGGCCGCGUGCGAAGGAGAAGACGCGGUGUUCGAGUGCCGGCUGUCCCGGGAGGCAGCUCAGGAUGCCCAGUGGUUCCUGGGGGAUGUCCCCCUGCAAUCCAACGAAAUGAACGAGAUCAGAGCCCAAGGGACACGGCACAGCUUGAUCUUGAGGAAGGUGACCCUGGAAGACUGUGGGUCCAUCACUUUCAAAGUGGGGCAGCAUUCGUCAGCAGCACAGCUGAAGGUGGAAGCUGCCCCGGUCACCUUUGUGAAGGCUCUGCACAACCUGGAGCUGCAGGAGGGUGGCACUGCCCACCUGUCCUGCGAGGUGUCCAAGCCUGACGUCCCCGUGGAGUGGAAGAAGGGCUCGUCCGUGAUCCAGCCCAGCCACAAGUGCAGCAUCCAGCAGGAGGGGAAGGUGCACACGCUGGUCAUCCGCGACCUGAGCCGCGCCGACGCCGGCGACUACAGCUGCCACACGGCUGCUGGCAAGACCACGGCCAGGCUGGAGGUCAAAGGGCUGCCUGUGCUGUUCAGACAGUGGCUGAGGAACGAGCAGGUGGAGGAAGGGCGCACGGCCGUGCUGCGCUGCGAGCUGACGCGGCCCCACGCGCGCCUCGAGUGGCGCAGAGGGGACACGCGGCUGCAGCCCGGCGACAAGUACGAGUUCCGCCAGGAGGGGACACGGGCUGAGCUCCUCAUCUACGGGGCUGAGGCUCAGGAUGCUGGGGAGUACACCUGUGACUCCGGGGAUCAGCAAACCACGGCUACGCUGCAGGUCAAAGUACUGCCAGUGCUGUUUAACAAAGAGCUGAAAAACGUAGAGGCUGAAGAAGGGGGAACGGCUGUUUUGCACUGUGAGAUCUCCAAGCCGGACGCUCCCGUUGAGUGGAGGAAAGGAGGGGUGGUCAUUCAGCCCAGUGACAAGUACGAGGUGAAGCUGAAGGGCAGCGUAGCUGAGCUGAUCAUCCAUGGUGUAGAGCCUGAUGACUGUGGGGAUUACACCUGCAGCACUGGAUACGAGAUCACCACAGGGUCUGUGUACGUGCAAGAGGAAGCAGCAGCAGUGAUAGUGUCUGGUUUAAGGAGCACAGACGUCUUUGUGGGCGAGUCAGCCACCUUCACCUGCGAGCUCUCGCACCCGGGCGUGAGGAACGUGCAGUGGUGGCUCGAUGGGACCCCCCUCCACAACAACCUGGUGACGGAAAUCUCUGAGCAGGACGGCAGGAUCCACACUCUGACCCUAAAUGACGUGGCGUGCCAUGACUCGGGCACUGUCACCUUCAGAGCUGGGCCCCUUAUCUCCACAGCUAAAUUAUUAGUCAAAGAUCCCACCAUUGAAGUGGUCAGUCCCAUGCAGGACAUGACUGUUGAUGAAGAUGGCCCAGCAGAGUUCAUAUGCCAAUAUUCUAGGCCAGUGCACGCCAUCUGGAAGAAAAAUGAUCAGGAAAUACAUGCAGAUGGGCAGCGAGUGAUUAUCGAGCAGGACUGGAAUGUGAGCAUGCUAAAAAUUAACCCCACGGUCCCAGAAGACACUGGCAUCUAUUCUUGUGAAGCUGAAGGCAUUAAAGUGAUGGCUGCACUUGAUGUUCAAGCCAAGAACAGCAUUGUCCAGGGCUUGGAGAACGUGGAGGCCAUGGAAGGAGGGGAAGCCCUGUUCGAGUGUUACCUCUCCAAACCUGAGACCUACAAUUACAACUGGCUGAUUGACGAUGAACCUGCCAAAACCACAGACAACACUGAGAUGGUUUACUUUGAAAAUGGGCUCAGGCAUAUCCUGCUGCUGAAGAAUUUAACUCCCCAGGACAGCUGCAGGGUGACUUUCAUGUGCAGCGAUGCAGUGACCUCAGCCUUCCUCACUGUGAAAGGGUGGCGCCUGCAGUUCUUGCAGCCCCUCACGGAUGUGGAAGUGUCUCUGGGGGAAAAAGCAACAUUUAGCUGUGUCCUGAGUGAAGCUGUGCCAGUUAAUGAAGUGACCUGGUACAAUAAUGACAUAGAGAUCCAGUCAGGUGAGGACUGGGAGGUACAAGCGGAUGGAAACAAAUACAAACUUAUUCUGAAAAAAGCCCAGCUGCAUCAUUCUGGAGAGGUGACCUUUGCUUCCAGGGAGGCCAUUUCCUCAGCCAAGCUUUCUGUGAUAGCCCUCCCUGAGCCACCCGAAGAGCCAGCAGUCCUAAGGCAGAGCAGCGACUCUGUCACUCUGUCUUGGCACAAGCCGCCGGGUGACGGUGGCCAGCACAUCCUGGGCUACAAGGUGGAGAGGAAAAUCCCAGGAGUUGGCUGGCAGUCCUGCAGCAAGGCUCUCAUCCAGAACACAGAGUUCACCGUGGAUGGGCUGGCCCCAGGGGAGCCCUACAGGUUCCGAGUGUCGGCCAUAAGCACCGCUGGGGCCAGCGAGGCAGUGCACUUCCCCCAGAUGGUGACGUUAGAGCCUCCAGUUACAGUCACCCAACCUUUGGUGGGAGGAUCUGUCUCAGAAGGAGGGGUGGCUCGCCUGGAGUGCACAUUGUCAAGUAAAACUGAGGAGAAAGUGACUUGGUUCAAGGGAAAAGAACAAAUAAAAGCUGGAGGGAGAUACGAGAUCCUCUCUGAUGGAGCAAAGCAGAUCCUCAUUAUCCGUGGAUUUAAACCUGAGGAUCAGGACAGCUACACCUGCAUGGCUUCUCCAGAAGUCAAAUCUGUUGCCAGCCUGUGUCUUGAAGUUCCCACCGUGUCAAUGCUGAAGGAGAUUGCAAGGGAAGCUCCCCCUGCCAGCCGGGCUGAAGAGCUGGUGGAUGGGCACAUCCAGCCCAGCCUGCCCCCUGAAGCUGCCCAGGAGGGAGAUCUUCACCUCCUGUGGGAAGCCCUGGCCAAGAAACGCCGUAUGAGCCGGGAGCCCACCCUGGAUUCCAUCAGCGAGGUGCCUGAGGAGGAGGAGAAGCUUCAGAAGCUGAGGAAGGAGGAAGCAGAGAUGUCUCACUACUACUCGGAGGAGUACUCCACAUGUGACGAGCUGGCCAGGACAGGAGAGGCAGAUUUCUCCUUCACAAGCUCUGAUGAUGAGUCUAGAGCUGGGACUCCUUCCCUAGUAAACUACCUCAAGAAAGCUGGCAAGAAGACCAUCAGUGUCACCAGCAAGGUCCAGUCCAGCUCCACAGGAAAAUUAUGGAAACAGUGGGAAACAUCCACUGUGGAAACCACUGUGGCCACCACAGCUGCUCAGCCAGCUGAACCAGAGCUGCCAGAUUUAGACGACCCCUCCAUGAACAAGGCGGCUGUGAAGAUCCAAGCUGCUUUCAAAGGCUACAAAGUCAGGAAAGAGAUCAAGCAACAAGAGUGCCCGGUGUUUACUGAGACCUUCAAAGACUUCUCUGGAGAGCCUGGGAGCACCCUGCACCUGGAGUGUGUUGCCCACAGCAAAACCGACAUGAAGGUGCGCUGGCUGAAGGACGGGAAGGAGCUCUCGGACGGGCGCUACUACCACAUCGACAGCUACAGCGACGGCACCUGCUCCCUGAUCAUCGCUGGCCUGGACAGGAAGGACGCAGGCAGAUACACCUGCGAGGCCUCCAAUAAGUUUGGCAAGGUCUCGCACAGCGCUCAGGUGGUGGUCGGCGCUCAGGAGCCUCAAGUUCUUCCCAAGCAGAAGCGGGGCAAGCAGAGCACCGACAGCGAGACAGAGAGCUCGUCCGGCAGCGAGCUGGACGAUGCGUUCCGGAAAGCAGGAAGGAGACUCCACAGGCUCUUCAGGGCCAAGAUCUCCACCGAGAUCUCUGAUGUGGAGGAAGAGCUCUUUGUCAGCGCAGAUGAAGGGGACAUAGACGUGGUCGACCACCAGACGUAUCGUGAGGAUGACCAGUACAUCUACAUCAAGUUUGAAAUAAUGUCUGAGGCCAAGACGGCCGCCACGCGGUUCAGAGAGAUGUUUGGUGCUCUGGGAAUUCCCGUGGAGAUUGACAUCUUGGAGCAAGGCCCGAAAAAAAUCGAAUUGCGCAUUGGGAAGGCAUCACCUCCCACCUUUGGGAAGUUUGCACCUCCAGUAGCGAGACCUCCGAAGUUUGCACCUCCAGUAGCAAGACCUCCUCCACCUCUGCUGACUUCUGACACAGCCCCCAUGUUCAUGACCGAGCUCCAAAACCAGGAGGUCCAGGACGGGUACCCAGUGAGCUUUGACUGCACCGUCAUCGGCAAACCCCUGCCCACGGUUCGCUGGUUCAAGGACGGCAAAGCCAUUGAAGAAAACGAUCACUACAUGAUCAACGAGGACCAGGAAGGGUGCCACCAGCUGAUCAUCACCGCCGUGGUGCCCACGGACAUGGGCGUCUACCGCUGCCUCGCCGAGAACAGCAUGGGGGUGGCUUCCACCAAGGCUGAGCUCCGGGUGGACUUGACCAGCACAGACUAUGAGACAGCAGCAGAUGCCACAGAGACAUCAUCUUACUACAGUGCCAAGGAAUAUAUUUCAAGCCGAGAGCAGGAGGAAUCCACCACUGAGGAGGAGCAGUUGCCCCAGAUCUUUGAUGAACUUCAUGAUAUUCAUGUGGCACCUGGAGCAUCUCUGGCUAAAUUUCACCUGAAGGUGAAAGGCUACCCUCAGCCUCGUCUCUACUGGUUCAAAAACGGGCAGCCCCUAAAAGCCUCGGAUCGAAUCCUCAAGACUGACAGGCAGGAAUUCCACUCCCUGGAAAUCCGCGACGUCACCAAGGCGGACGCCGGCCAGUACUUGAUAUUUGUCAUCAACUCUGCUGGCUCUGCCUAUUCCUCAGCCAGGCUGGUAGUCAGAGAUCCUUAUGAGAAAGAAGAGCCAUCCAAAACAGAUUCCCAUGAGCAGCUGAUACCACCAAGAUUCCUUGAAAGGUUUACAAAUAAGAAGGUGAAAAAGGGUGCAAGCAUCACAUUAUCUGUGAAAGUUGAAGGACAUCCACCACCAACAAUCACUUGGAUGAAAGAAGAGUCUCGGGAAGACAUCCUGUGGAUCAAACCAGACACUCCUGGGUACAAACUGGCCAGCUCCAACAUGCACCACAGCCUGAUCCUGUUGGAUGUCAAGAAGAAGUACAGAGGAGCUUACACGUGCAUUGCCACCAACAAGGCUGGCCAGUCCAUCUGCACCGCCAACCUGGAAGUUGCAGAUGUGAAAGAGGCUGAAGUCCUGACCCAGGAGCGUGUGAUGGUGUCAGAAGCCAUCAUGACCACACUGGGGUCUAUCCAGUCCUCUGAAGGAGACCUUGAAGCUGGCAGAGAAGGUGUGCCCAAAAGCCCUAUUUCAUUAGCUGAUGUUGGCUCAGAAGAGUUCUUCCAGAAACUCACCUCACGUAUCUCAGAGAUGGUAUCUGCAAAAAUAACUCAAGCCAAACUUCGAGUACCGGGUGCAGAAAGUGAUGAUGAGUCAAGAACUCCUUCUGCAUCUCCUCGCCAUGGACGAUCCAGACCUUCAUCCAUUGCUCAGGAAUCCUCCUCUGAAUCUGAAGAUGGGGAUUCCAGAGGGGAGAUCUUUGAUGUCUACAUGGUCACUGCUGACUACGUGCCCGCGGCGCCGGACAAGGAGACCAUCACCCUGAAGGAAGGACAAUAUGUGGAAGUCCUGGAUUCAGCUCAUCCUCUGAAAUGGCUGGUCAGGACUAAACCCACGAAAUCGAGUCCCUCUCGACAGGGUUGGGUGUCUCCAGCUUAUCUGGACAAGAAAUUAAAGUUGUCACCAGAGUGGGGGACAACAGAAAUUCCAGAAUUUCCUGGAGAGUUUGUUUCUGAAGAUGAAUACAAAAGGAAGCUAAGUGUUCUCAUUCAGGAGCUGUUGAUCUCAGAGGAAGAUUACAUUCAAGAUUUACAGUUCCUCCAGACUCAUCACCUUAGGUACACUGAGACCUGUCCCAAUGUGCCAGGAGCUGUUGCCAGUCAGAAAUCCACCAUCUUCAGGAAUAUUGAUGACAUUGGUCGCUUCCAUUCCAGCGUGUUCCUCCGGAGCCUGCAGAGCUGUGACACCGAUGAUGACGUGGCCAUGUGCUUCAUCAAGCACGAAGCAGAAUUUAACAAAUACAUCCAGUACCUGGUGGGAAGGGUCCAGGCUGAGUCAAUCGUUGUCAGCAAAGCUGUCCAGGAUUUCUACAAGAGAUACACAGAUGAAUUCGUAACUAAUGAAGAUCCCUCACAGCCACUUAUCCCACCACUGCAGCACUACCUGGAAAAACCCAUAAACAGGAUCCAGCAGUACCAGACAAUAAUUAAGGAAUUGAUCCGAAACAAAGCCAGAAGCAGCCAGAACUGCACUCUGCUGGAGCAGGCCUAUGCCAUUGUGUCUGCCCUGACCCGAAGAGCAGAGAACAACCUCCAUGUCUCACUCAUUGAGAAUUACCCAGGGACCUUGGAGAGCCUUGGGGAGCCCAUCCGGCAGGGCCACUUCAUUGUGUGGGAAGGAGCUCCAGGAGCUCGAAUGGCAUGGAAAGGACACAAAAGACAUGUUUUCCUCUUCAAAAAUUAUAUUGUGAUCUGCAAACCAAAGAGAGACACAAAGACAGACACCUACAGCUACAUCUUCAAGAACAUCAUGAAGCUGAACAACAUCGAUGUGAACGACCUGGUGGAAGGGGACGACCGGGCCUUUGAGAUCUGGCACGAGCGGGAGGACCUGGUGCGCAAAUACCUCCUGCAGGCGCGGACCGUCAACAUCAAGAACUCCUGGGUGAAGGAGAUCCUGGGCAUCCAGCAGCGCAUCAGCGAGCCCAUCUGGAUCCCUCCAGACUUUGAGGAAGAGCUGGCAGACUGCACAGCUGAGCUGGGAGAGACAGUCAAGCUGGCCUGCAAGGUGACAGGAGCUCCCAAGCCAUCCAUCAGCUGGUACAAAGAUGGAAAGCUCGUGGAGGUGGAUCCCCACCACAUUAUAAUAGAAGAUCCUGAUGGCUCCUGCACACUGAUCUUGGACAACCUGACGGGGGCAGACACAGGACAGUACAUGUGCUUUGCUUCCAGUCCUGCUGGCAACGCCAGCACCUUGGGAAAGAUCCUUGUUCAAGUGCCCCCACGGUUUGUGAACAAGGUCAGAAAUGCUUAUCUUGUGGAGGGUGAAGAUGUCCAGUUCACCUGCACUGUGGAAGGAGCACCCAGGCCUCAGAUCAGGUGGUACAAGGAUGGGGUGCUGCUGAAGGACACUGGUAAAUACCAGACUUUCAGUGAACCACGGAGUGGCAUCGUAGUGCUGGUGGUCAAGAACCCUUCCAAUGAAGACAUGGGGCAUUAUGAAUGUGAGCUGAUGAACAGGUUAGGGUCUGCCAAAAGUGGAGCAGAGCUUUACCACCACAGCGCCGCAGCCCUGACCCAGGAGAGGAGAGGAGACCAAGCCAUCACCAUUGAAGGAUUGCCUUCCCCCCAGUCAGAGACGGAGACUUCAGUGCAGGCGUCGCUGCAGCGCGCUGAUCGGGAGAUCAAGACAGCCCUGAAAAAACUGAUGGACUCGGCGUCCCUGCUGGUGACUCUGCCCCCUGGCAUGGCAGCAGAGGGUGGCCUUGGCCUUGGCCCUGCUGGCCCUGCUCCUUGCCAGCCCCCAGGGCCACCAGCCGGACCCUCUGUGGUCGUCCAUGAAGCCAGCACCCAAACCCAGGCUGCUGGAAGCCAUGCCAAAGCUCAGAGGCAGGUUCCAGCUGGAGAGCCAGGGGUGCCAAAGCCCAGCCCUGCUCCUUCCAGGGACGAGGAGGCUGCUGGAGGUGACAGCACUCAGGAACACACUGUUCCCAUCGACAGAACAUCACCAGAUGCAGGGGCAGGAGGCUGGUACAGGAGAGAAGGAGACGUGGUCUGGGAUGUGCACAGUGAAGUUUACAUUGAGACCACAGAAAGAACCCGUGUGUACAAGACUGAGGAGAAGAUUCCAACAAGUCCUCCCUACAUGCAAGUGACAAUAGAGGAUGUGCAGGUGAACUCUGGGGAACGUGCCAAAUUCCAGGCAGUCAUUGAAGGAACCCCUGAGCCCACAGUUCUGUGGUUUAAGGGCACUUCACUGCUGCCAGACAGCCACAGGGUCCAUCAGGGGAAGGAAGGAACAACGUAUUUCUUACUCGUGGACAAUGCUGCCUUGGAAGAUGGAGGUGUUUAUACCUGUGUCGCCAAAAAUGCAGGAGGGGAGGUUUUGUGCAAAGCUGAGCUCGUUGUACGUGAAGCUAAGAAAGACCAAGAAGGAAAGAAAGUGGCCACCAGGAGAAAACUCCACUCCCAUUAUGAGGUGAAGCAGGAGAUUGGAAGGGGCUGCUUCAGCUUCGUGAAAAGGGUGGUGCACAAAGGGAACAGGGUGUCCUGUGCUGCCAAAUUCAUCCCCCUGCGGAGCAAAACCAGGUCCCGAGCCCAUCAGGAGAGGGAUAUUCUUGCCUCUCUGUCCCACGACAGAAUUACCAGGCUCCUGGAUGAGUUUGAAACAAGAAAAACGCUGAUUUUGAUUCUGGAGUUAUGCUCCAAUGAAGAGCUCCUGGACCGAUUAUUCAAGAAGAGCGUGGUCACUGAAGCUGAGGUCAAACUGUACAUCAAGCAAAUUUUGGAAGGAAUCAAAUACCUUCAUGACAACAACAUCCUUCAUUUGGACAUCAAGCCACUGAAUAUCCUCAUGGUUUAUCCUGAGAGGGAAGACCUGAAGAUCUGUGAUUUUGGGUUUGCCCAGAGGAUCACACCCGUGGAGCCUCAGUACAGCAAAUACGGCUCUCCAGAGUUUGUUGCCCCAGAAAUUGUUUCCCAGUCUCCAGUGUCAAAAGCAACUGAUAUCUGGGCUGUCGGAGUCAUCACAUAUUUAAGCCUCACGUGCAAGUCUCCAUUUGCUGGUGAGAACGACAGGAAAACUCUCCUAAAUAUCCAGAACGGGGAGAUCUCAUGGACCAUUCCUGAUGUUGUUCACUUGAGUGAAGAUGCAAAGGACUUCAUGAAGGGGAUCCUGCAGCAGCACCCCAAAUCCAGGCCAAGUGCUUUGGACUGUCUUUCCCACAGAUGGUUCAUGCACAAUGUCCCUCUUGAAGCAGCUCAUUUCAUUAACACCAAACAGCUCAAAUUCAUUGUGGCUCGGAGCAAGUGGCAGCGCUCCCUGAUGUGCUACAAGUCCAUCCUGGUGAUGAGGUCCAUCCCAGAAAUCCUGGAAAGGACCCAUGACAACAGCUCCCUGGCCGUCUCCCGACACCUCAUUGAGGAGAGCACCUCAUCCAGCACCAGUGGCUCCUCUUCAGACAACGAGAACUCAAAUUUCCCCCAAAAGAGGCACUUUGGCUCCACCCCUGAGCUGCACUUGCCUGUAUUUGAUGCCCCCAGCCACCCCCAGCCUCUGAAAUGUGAACAGGAGCACCCCAAAAGCUCCAUCCCUCCAGUAAAACCCACGAGGAGGAAAUAUGCUUCCAUGAAGGCUGAGGUGGGGCACAAAUCACCCACAGAAAGCAAAGAGCUCAUGGCAGGUGUCUUACAGGAGAAAGAGGAGGGGCUCCUGCCCAGCCCGCGGGAAAAGCCAUCCCAAAAAAGCGCCACUGCCGAGCCUUCAUCCCCGAGGGCUCCCACAGACAGCACAUCACUUCUGCAUCAGGGAGAAAAACCAGACACAUCUUCAUCAGAAAAGGCAGGGGAUGGGACAGAAAAGCCAUCUGCCUGUGUUCCCAGGCAGAGUGUCAUUAAAAGCACCUUCUACAGCCAAGCAUCUGAGCUGCCUGCACGGCCGCCCUCCUCGCCGGGCAGGGAGCUCAGGCGGCACCUGGACAGGGCCAGGAGGACGCUCCGCAAGCCUGGCUACUCCAAGGUGCCCCUCAGCGGCCUCCGUGAGCCCCUCCUGGAGCAGUUUGAGCUGGAGGAAGAGGAGGCAGGAGGAGGAGAGGGCGGCAGGGAAGGCCUGGUGGCGUCCCUGACCAAAUCCGCGUCGUUCGAGGCCGCCAGGAAGCCGCCGCACCCUGCCAUGGCCGGGGCCAGCCGCAGCCGCUCCCUGGACGAGUACAGGCCCAGAGCCUCCACAUCCCUGAGGGAGCAGGGUAUUUUGGAGGAGGACUGUGAUGUGCUGGCCCGGGAAAGCUGUCCUGAAGGCAGUGAUCACUGUGACACUCCUGCAGGGCCUGGAAAGGGGUGUUCUGCAGGCACGGCAGAGCAAGGGGACGUCGGGAGAGCCAGCAGGGAUUGCUCAGGAGGGAAGCCCUCUCCCUCCACACGCUGUGAGGGGAAUGGGUGCCCAGCUGCUCUUAUACAGGUAGAGGGACUUCCAGUGUCACCCCAGAGGAGUGAGAAUAGGAAGCGUUUACUGAAGAAGUCAAAAGCCACUGAGAUUGAGGAGGAUGUUGAAUGUUUGGAGGGCAAAAGCCCCAUUCUCACUGCCCAGUGCUCAGAUGGGACGGCACCAUCAGCUCCAAAACACGACAGAACAGAGAGCAAAUCUGCCUCUGACUGUGCUUUUCAGGAGGGCCAAGAGUCCAUUUCAACGCUCACACAGUCAGAGACCACCCCAAAGUCAUCUCCUCUGAGUAGGGGAGGUGUGUGUCUGCCCCAGGAGUCUGCUCCCACCCACUCCCACCCAGAGCUAACAGGUGGAAGCUUGCUUAUCAAAAGGUCAGCCCCAGCCCCACCCUGGGAAGAGAAAAGGCAGAAACACUCAGAUGAAAAGACUUCUGCUGAAUGUGAACUCAUGGAGCAUGAAAGCUCUGCUGUUCCAACAGAACAAACAGAAACUGAUUUACUUCCAGUACGUAAAGAUAAAAGUGAGGAAAUUCCUGGGAAAAGUGUUCCAGCAGCUGCUGUCAUGCUGGGCAAACAGCCAGGUGCCCUCACAGCUGCUGAAGGUGUUCCUCAGAAGCUGAAAAUUCAUACAGAUGUGAGAUCUGCUGUCCUGGAAGAUGCAGAGGCAGCUGUUACAGGAAUCACUCGAGCACACAAGAAGGCUCUUGUUCACUUAGACACAGCAUCAGCUGUCCUGAAGGGACAGCACCUCGUUGUGCCCAAAAUCCCCCCACCAGGAUCAGUGCCAGCUCUGGUCUCCUAUGGAGCACAGCAGGCUCUCAGCAAGGAGAAGCUGGCUGCUCUGAGGAGUGAAGGCUCAGCUGCCACAGAGGCUGUUUCCAGUUUGGCCCACGAAGGAGCUGAACCCCAGCAGGUCCCUGAAGGCCGUGGCUCAGAGCCUGCUGCUCUGGAGGGCACACACCCAGCCAGAGCUGCCUCCUCCCCAAGCACUGCCCUCCCUCAGCGCUGGGAGGGUGAAAACCGAGAGCACCCAGAGGUGUCAGUUCACCGCGAGGUGAGAUCUGCUGUGACAGCCAGUGGAAGACAAGCAGCUGGACAAGCUGUGGCUGCUCCUUUGCCCAAGGCUGGACAUGGGGUGUUAGAGCAGCACAGGGCUGGGAUUUUGGAUGGUCUGCAGAGGGACAGUUCAGGUGCUUUAACUGUGUCACAACCAGGAGCUGCUCCAGCUUCAGCCUAUGGACUGGAAUACAAGGAAUAUCCAGAGGAUUAUGGUGAGGGUGGAGGCACUGCCUUAGAAAGGGAUGCUGGAACAGCUGCCCCACCUCUGCUCCGCAGGGAUCAUGGUCAGGAGCUCUCACACCACAGAUCCUCUUUCUACAGUGACGAGGAGUCUGCCGUGCUGGAGGGCUUAGUGGAUGAGAUGGUUUCCCUCUCUGAAGAGAUGAAUGUCUGGGCAGAGUCAGUUUCUGGAGAGAAGGGAAGCAGGAAGCACAUUUCCCCUGAGAGAGAGAUGCUCUACAAAGGCAGCCAGGCACACACGGACACCUCCUUCCCUUCUGUCCAGCAGGCUGGAAGAGGAGAAGUGGCUGAGCAGGAUGACCUUGCAGAACCCUGCCUUGCUGUGAGCGAGGAGCCAGGGCUCCUGGAAGAGCAGGGAGCACAGACAGCUCCUCAGGAAUGUGAGCACCUGGAGGAUUUGGCAUUUGAGACCUGCCCUUCCAGCCGAGAGAGCGUUUCCUCCACAGAGAGCCUGGACACUGCAAACAGACCCACCCGCCUGCCAGUGACCAAGGACACUGGCAAACACCCAGAAGUUUCUCUGGUGAAAAUCAAAGACCUGUCAGACGAAACACCCAGCCUUGGCAGCGGCCCCCAAAAAUUUGACAUCUCGGAAGUGGAGCCUGCCUAUCUGAAUUUCUCAGAUCUGUAUGACAUUGUCUAUUUUCCAUUUGAGUUCCUGAGCUACAAGAAGCCUUCACCCAAACCAGUUCCUAGGCGGUUUAUGCUUCUUGGUGAAAGGGCAAGGUCCCCUCCUGCAGGACAUCUCCAUAAGGACAAGAGACUGUGCAUCAGGGAACAGGAAGACAAGAACAGGAAGAACCGUUUGGAAAUAUCUGGGGAUUCAAAGGCAGCUAACUUAUCAGCCAUGGGAAAAGGGGCAGAGAGCCACAAGGAAAUGUACAGCUCCCAAAAGGACUCCAGUGGGAAACAGAAAAGCUCCUUCCACACCAAGCCUGGACUCUUUAAGCCAUAUGCAAGGUCUCAUUCUGUGGAGCAGUCGGUGGAGCAGAGUCUCAAGAAGAAAGUAAAAGCUUCUGUUGCCCAUAUUUCAAGAAUCCUAAAGGGAAAGACAUCUCCUGAGCCAGAGGAAGAGUUUGGUGAGCUGGGAAGUGAGGCAGCAGAAAAGGAGCUGUUAAUAGGGGCUGAAGGAUCUCUGAAGAGGAAAUCAGCACUCCCUUCAUUCAAGCUGCCAAGCCUCACCCCAAAGGAGAAAGCCCCGUGGUUCGUGGAGGAGCUGGUGGACCAGGCUGCGGCCGCCGGACAGUGCGCCACGCUCUCGUGCCGGACAGCAGCUCUGCCCUCCCUGCACAUCACCUGGUUCAGAGAUGGGAUCCCUGUCCAGAGCAGCAGCCGGAUCCUCAUCUCAUCCACGCUCAAACACUUCCAGCUGCUAACGAUUCUCUCUGUUAAUGCUGAGGAUUUUGGUAUUUACACCUGCGUGGCCACGAACUCUCUGGGCUCAGCAUCCACCUCUUGUGUCAUAAGAAAAGCAGAGGUUCCCCCCAGCCCUCCACCCCCUGACAUCGUGGAGGUCUACAAGGACGGAGUGCAGCUGGUUUGGAAACCUGUGGAAACCAACACCCCUGUCCACUACACAGUCCAGUGCAAGAGUGAAGAUGGGGAGUGGACAACUCUUGCUUCUGACAUCACUGACUGCUGCUACUAUGCCAGAAAUCUCCCCCAGGGGUUCAUCUACCACUUCAGGACAGCCUGCACCAGCAAGGCAGGGACAGGACCCUGCAGCCACCCCUCUGCCAAAGUGAAAAUCACUGGGAAGGAUCACGUGGAGCCUCGUGCUGCCACACAGGAGAUCCCAUCAGCUGCCCCUGAAGAAGAGAGUGAACUGAUCACACCUCCUGAGCCCUUCCCCACCUACCAGACCUACGCCUUCCAAACUGAGAUCAAAAGGGGCCGCUUCAGCAUCGUCCGGCAGUGCCGCGAGAAGGUGAGCGGCAAGACUCUGGCUGCCAAAAUCAUCCCUUACUGGCAGGAGGACAAGCAGGCGGUGCUGCUGGAGUACCAGGUGCUGAGGAAGCUGCACCACACCAACAUAGCCCAGCUGAAGGGUGCCUACGUCAGCCCCCGGCACCUGGUGCUGAUCCAGGAGAUGUGCGUGGGGCCGGAGCUGCUGCACGCCCUGGCACUGCGGACAUGGUACUCAGAGGUGGAGGUCCGAGAUUACCUGUGGCAGAUCCUCAGUGCCACGGAGUACCUCCAUGCACACAACAUCCUGCACCUGGACCUCAGGUCUGAGAACAUGAUCAUCACUGAGCCCAACCUGCUGAAACUCCUGGAUUUUGGGAACGCACAGUUCUACGCACCAGACACAUUUAUCUCCAUGGACAAGUGCUCGGACUAUGUGGAAACCAUGGCUCCAGAACUGCUGACAGAGCAAGGAGCCCUUCCCCAGACUGAUAUUUGGUCCAUUGGAAUCACAGCCUUCAUCAUGUUGAGUGCCAACUACCCUGUCAGCUCGGAGGCACCCUGUGAGUUCCUGAGGACAGCCAGGAAGGGGAGGCUGAAGCUCACGCGGUGCUAUGCGGGUCUCUCCGGGGGAGCCGUGUCCUUCCUCCAGAGCACUCUGUGUGCUAACCCUUGGGGAAGGCCGUCAGCCUCCGAGUGCCUCCAGAGCCCCUGGCUGCAGGAGACAGGUCUGGACAACAGGCAGCAGGCACUGGUCACCUUCCCCACCACCAAACUGAGGAAUUUCCUCAUGGAACGGGAAAAGAAGAGGGGCCUGCUGUGCUCCAAGUACGGCCUCAUGGUGGCACAGUGACGUGGAU